ACAAUUACAUAAAAUCCCACUUCAAUUUCUUUAUCUUUCUUCUAUGCUUUUGAUUUUUGAUUUUGAUUUUGAUUUUGAAACGCGUCCUCUCUUGGACAAACCCCCAAAAUCCCUGCAAUUACUCGUUUCUCCAAUUCAAUUCUCUCCUGUAGAUCGCUGUUUCAAUUUUUGUUUGUCUGCCUACCAAAUGCUUACGGGAGCCUUUUUCUCUGGUUCCUCUUUUUGAUACAAACAUUAUUUGUUGGGGUUUGCCCUUUUGUUUGGAUGAGAGAGAAAAAGAGAAGGGAAAGAGAGAAAGAAAGAGAGAGAGAGAGGUUGGAGGGGGUGGGGUUGAGUCUCUUUUCCUGCAAUCUUGGUAUCUGGAGGGGUCGUGGAAGAAGCAAACAGGAGGAGGAGGAGGAGGUGAGAUUUCUUGACUUGAAGGAUAUUAGCGGUGGCCCACUUUGAGAUACUUUUCUUCUUUGUUUGAUAUUGGUGUCAACGUUUCUCUACUGGGCUGUCGCCUGUCUUCUCGUGACGGCCCGGGUUUAGUCAAUUGAUUCUGCUGGAACUCCGGGAAGGAUUCAAGAAUUUCUUCUCUUUUUGUUGGCUAAUUAUGAUCUGGGCUUUUUGGUUCUUCCUGGGUUGAAUUUACGUCUCCUUAAUCAUUAUGUCCUCGCUCGUGUGCUCCACUGUGUUUAUUGAGUUUCAUCUCCAAACAGUGGACUUACUUCCUCCGUCUUUCUGGAGUUGUUGAGUUGAAUGACUCUUGAUUUGGAGUACUCUUAAGCCAUGGCUGGUAUUGAUGUUUCGAAGUAUGCGCAUAGCCCUGUACACAAGGCUGUGGCCACCAGGGAUUAUACCAAUCUCAAGAGAAUCCUUGCGAGUCUUCCUCGGCUCUGUAAUCCGUCUGAGAUCCGCACCGAGGCUGCUUCAUUAGCUGAGGAAAGCAAGGCGGAUGCUAUUUCUGCCAUGGUUGAUCGCCGAGAUGUCCCAAAUCGGGACACUCCGCUGCACUUGGCUGUAAAGCUCGGGGAUGAGACUGCUACCGAAAUGCUUAUGGUCGCAGGGGCAGAUUGGAGCUUGCAGAAUGAGCAUGGUUGGAGUGCUCUUCAGGAAGCGAUUUGCAGUAGACAAGAAGGGAUUGCUAUGAUAAUAGUCAGGCAUUACCAGCCAUUGGCUUGGGCAAAAUGGUGUCGGAGAUUGCCUCGCUUGAUCGAGACCACGAGAAGAAUGAGGGAUUUCUACAUGGAAAUCACAUUCCACUUCGAGAGUUCGGUGAUUCCUUUCAUUUCUAGGAUUGCUCCUUCAGAUACUUACAAGAUCUGGAAAAGAGGUGCUAACUUGAGGGCAGAUAUGACACUGGCUGGUUUUGAUGGGUUUAGGAUCCAACGUGCUGACCAGAGUGUUCUUUUUCUUGGCGAUGGGACAGAGGACGGGAAAGUACCUCCUGGUUCACUUUGUAUGGUCUCGCACAAGGAGAAGGAGGUAAUGAAUGCUUUGGACGGUGCUGGUGCUCAGGCUACUGAAGAGGAGAUUAGACAAGAAGUGACUGCAAUGUCUCAGACUAAUAUAUUUAGACCUGGAAUUGACGUCACGCAGGCCGUUCUUUUACCCCAGUUGACUUGGAGGCGCCAGGAGAAAACCGAAAUGGUGGGUGCCUGGAGAGCUAAAGUAUAUGACAUGCAUAAUGUGGUUGUAAGUAUCAAAUCUAGGAGGGUCCCUGGGGCUAUGACAGAUGAUGAGUUCUUCUCAUCUUGUAAUGAAAAUGAAACUGAGAGUGAGGAGCUUGACGACAUUUUAACCGAGGAUGAAAGGAAGCAACUUGAGAAUGCACUUAAAUUAGAUUCAUCGGAAUUGGCUUCUGAAAAUGGUGAUGCAAUUGUUGGGCAUCGCCAUAGCUGUUUCGAGCAAAGGGAAGUUCCUGUCGAGGAUGUAAAUGGAUGUAGGAAUGGAGAGAUUAAGCAGGAAAAGAAAGGAUGGUUCGGGGGAUGGAGGAAACGGGAUAGCAAACAUGAAGGACAGAAGAAGAUUACACCUCCAAGAAGUUCCCUUUCUAUGGAUGAUAAGGUAGGCGAUCUUCUAGGGGAUUGUCCUCCUGAAAAUCAUAGCAGCAGACCUGGAAGACAUUCGGUAGAGAUAGUUUCCGAGCACCGAAGAGGAAGGGAAACCAGAGCUACCACUUCGGCAUCUGAUAGCAAAAAUCGUCACAAGGAUGGGAGUCAUGAAAAUGAAUAUAAGAAAGGGUUGAGACCCGUUCUUUGGCUUUCUCCAAACUUUCCUCUACAAACUGAUGAACUAUUGCCAUUGCUGGAUAUUUUAGCUAACAAGGUCAAGGCAGUCCGUCGUUUGAGAGAACUGCUCACCACAAAACUUCCAAUGGGAACCUUUCCGGUCAAGGUUGCCAUCCCUGUGGUUCCAACCAUCAGGGUGAUUGUCACCUUCACAAAGUAUGAAGAAUUACAACCCGUGGACGAGUUUGCAACGCCCCCAUCAAGCCCAACAGCUGCAGCAGGCAGGGAGAGCCCUUCCGGGGCACAAUCGUCCUCAAGUUCAUCUUGGUUUCAGUGGAUAAAAGCCCCGUAUCAACGACCGAGUUCAUCGUCCACGGUUUCCAGCAGCAGGAUAGAAAUUCUUGAAGAUCCAUUCACCAUCCCCCAGGAUUACACCUGGGUUACCGCAGAAGCAAAGAAGAAAAAGAUUCAGGAAAAGAACAGAACAAGGAAAGGAAGAAAUCGCCGUGAUUAAAUCCAAUGUCGUAAGUUUGAUCUCUCAUAGCCGAAGCAGGUCGAGCUCGUUGACAACAAAUUAGAAGAACAGAUACGAGGUAGAAAAUAGUUACUCAUGUUAAAAUCAUAAAUUUGUGUUUGGAAGAUGAAGAAAGGAAAAGGAAAUGGUUGGUGUGGUCAUGUUUGUGUAGAAGCUUUUAUUGACCCUUUGAUGCUCUUUAGGAAAUUCUAGUAAAUCAUUGUGGGGGCGACGGAAAGAAUAACAUUGUCGUGGAUUUUUUACACCAUUUCAUUUAGUUUCACUUCUUACAUUGUUCUCUUACAAAAUGUUCUAACAUGAUCAUAGGGGUAAAAUUAUGGAAUUUGUCAUUUAGGCUCAUUAGUUAGAUUUGUGUAUCAUGUAUUUAAGAAGCCAGAUUUAUAUUUAAUAUGUGUAUUCGUUUA
This is a messenger RNA of Momordica charantia (bitter melon), 3152 nucleotides long. NCBI's taxonomy places the organism in Eukaryota, Viridiplantae, Streptophyta, Magnoliopsida, Cucurbitales, Cucurbitaceae. The record is from RefSeq and is a predicted model, not a curated record.